GCUGAGGUUUGACAGAGGCUGCCGGCUCAGCGCGCCCGGACUGCAUCCCCCGCCGGCCCCCGCGGCGUGGGCCGUUGCCUCUUCCGGUUUGGGGACGAGUUGCUGGUCGGAGGCGAAUUGCAAGGGCUAACUUCCUCGGUGCUUAAAAUCUGAGAAAAAUGGAAAAUGUGGAUAGUGAUUCCAGGCAUCUUAUCCCUGAGGUAGAACAAGAAGUAAAUCCUGGACCUAUGAAUAUCCAGUUUGAUUCAUCUGACCUAAGAUCUAAAAGGCCUUUCUAUAUAGAGCCUACAAACCUUGUCAAUGUGAAUAAUGUCAUUCAGAGGGUUAGUGACCAUGCCUCAGCGAUGAACAAGAGGAUUCAUUACUACAGCCGACUCACCACUCCUGCAGACAAGGCACUGAUUGCUCCAGAUCAUGUAGUUCCAGCUCCAGAGGAGUGCUAUGUGUAUAGUCCACUGGGCUCUGCUUAUAAACUUCAGAGUUAUACUGAAGGCUAUGGUAAAAAUACCAGUUUAGUGACUAUCUUUAUGAUUUGGAAUACCAUGAUGGGAACAUCUAUACUAAGUAUUCCUUGGGGCAUAAAACAGGCUGGAUUUACCACUGGAAUGUGUGUUAUCAUGCUGAUGGGCCUUUUAACACUUUAUUGCUGCUAUAGAGUGGUGAAAUCACGAGCUUUGAUAUGUACGUCAGACACAACUACCUGGGAGUAUCCAGAUGUCUGCAAACACUAUUUCGGCUCUUUUGGGCAGUGGUCAAGUCUCCUUUUCUCCUUGGUGUCUCUUAUUGGAGCAAUGAUAGUCUAUUGGGUGCUUAUGUCUAAUUUUCUUUUUAAUACUGGAAAGUUUAUUUUUAAUUUUAUUCAUCACAUUAAUGAUACAGACACUAUACUGAGAACCAAUAAUAGCAACCCUGUGAUUUGUCCAAGUGCUGGGAGUGGCAGCCAUCCUGACAACAGCUCCAUGAUCUUCUACACUAAUGAUACAGAGGUCCAACAGUUUGAAAAGUGGUGGAAUAAGUCCAAGACAGUGCCUUUCUACCUUAUAGGACUUCUCUUGCCACUGCUCAAUUUCAAAUCUCCUUCGUUUUUUUCGAAGUUUAAUAUCCUAGGUACAGUAUCUGUUCUCUAUUUGAUUUUUCUUGUUACCUUGAAGGCUAUUCGCUUGGGAUUUCAUUUGGAAUUUCAUUGGUUUGUGCCAACAGAAUUUUUUGUACCAGAGAUAAGAUUUCAGUUUCCACAGCUGACUGGAGUGCUUACUCUUGCUUUCUUUAUUCAUAAUUGUAUUAUCACACUCUUGAAAAACAACAGGAAUCAAGAAAAUAAUGUGAGAGACCUGUGCAUUGCUUAUAUGCUGGUGACAUUGACUUACCUUUAUAUUGGAGUCCUGGUUUUUGCCUCAUUUCCUUCACCUCCACUAUCCAAAGACUGUAUUGAGCAGAACUUUUUAGACAACUUCCCUAGCAGUGACACCCUGUCCUUCAUUGCAAGGAUAUUCCUGCUGUUCCAGAUGAUGACCGUAUACCCACUCUUAGGCUACUUGGCUCGUGUUCAGCUAUUGAGCCAUAUCUUCGGUGACGUUUAUCCUAGCAUUUUCCAUGUGCUGAUUCUUAAUUUAAUUAUUAUGGGAGCUGGAGUGAUCAUGGCCUGUUUCUACCCAAACAUAGGAGGGAUCAUAAGUGACAUGGCCUAAAUUAGUCUUUCAUAUUUUCAUCAUGGUUUUGGGCCUGGCUAACCUGAUUGCUCAGUUUUUUAUGUGAAAACUGUUUUCUCAAGAUUUCUUAUGGUAUUUUGGCAACAGUUCUGCAUAAACGAACUUGUAAAUGC
Molecule: messenger RNA, 1822 nt
Organism: Nannospalax galili (Upper Galilee mountains blind mole rat)
Lineage: Eukaryota; Metazoa; Chordata; Mammalia; Rodentia; Spalacidae
Gene: Slc38a9
Product: solute carrier family 38 member 9
Biological process (GO): amino acid transmembrane transport
Molecular function (GO): amino acid transmembrane transporter activity
Source: RefSeq, a predicted model, not a curated record